GCAACCUCCAACUUGCUGGCAUGCGUUCCUAGUUUUCUUGACAACGAGAAAUACAAUUGUUCACUGGGAAACUCGGGGAAGCAGCACGCGGCCUCACGCAAAGACCAAUGUGUCAAUUCUGGAAUCUCAGGGACGCUGGUCGAUUUCGCGGGGAAAGUCUGCAACGGUUUAUUCCCCCGCAAUUUCACAAACGCACGGAAUCCGGUCCCAAAGCAAGGGGGGCCGGGUUGAUGAUUCUCUUGUCCAAAGUACGAGUCGUCGAAUAGCAGAGCUUUCCGUGGGAUUUGAGUAUCCGUAUGUCAGCCAUCUAGGUAAUCUGGCUGACGAACUCUUGCCGCCCACUCGCCCACUCUCUCGUCCCUCGUCCGUGGUAAGGCCAUCUACCCAUCCCCAUCCCCAUCCCAUUCCAUUUCCCAGGUGCCGGUGUCACCGCCCACGAUCGCGGGGGGGCCAAAAGAUAAGGACCCUGGUCCAAUCAUCGUAGGUUCCGGGUCUCAGUCGAGGUGAACUGCUUUCAACUCGACGAGGUCGAGCCCUCGGCCUGACUCCGGGGUCGGUGCUGAUGCUCCGCCCUUUGCCACCAUAUAUCCCGCCUCCGUCUUCCCAUCUUCUCGUUGUUGUUUCUCUCUUUCAGUCCAACCGGCUCUUGACUCUUCAUCUCUCUCUCUUCUCUCUUUCUUCAACCGAAGUUAGACCUGUUCAACCCGGUCCGUCCUGUUGUGCGUCCGUGUGUGCUUGUCCCAUACAACGCCCUCAACUCCAACGACAACCAUCUCGCCUUUGACAUCAUCCCGUCAAAGCUUCCUCCCCUCCUCCUCCUCUUCCUCCGCCCGGGCCCCACGCCACACACAAAACUUGGACUAGAGACCAAAAAACCACACUCUCUCCAACCUUCACACACAUACACGAAGCCCAUCAUGGAUCACGACCAGAUUAGACAACAGCAGGCUCAUGCCGCCGAGAACAAGGACACCAAGUCCUCUGACGGCGCCGCCGUCGCCCCUCAAUUCUCCCGCGAUGCCGUCUUCCCCGGCGAAGUAGUCGGCGAGGUCACCGACCUCAACCGCCAGGACCUCGAAAAGCAGAAGGCUGCCCAGGGUAGCGCCCACUUCCACCGCCUCGGCUGGAAGCGUCUCACCGUCGUCCUCAUCGUCGAGGCCAUCGCCCUCGGCAGUCUGUCUCUCCCCGCCGCCUUCGCCUCCCUCGGUAUGGUCGCCGGUGUUAUCCUUUGCAUUGGUCUCGGUCUUGUGGCUAUCUACACCAGUGACGUCGUCGGUGCGGUCAAGAUCAAGUUCCCUCACGUAUCGCACUACGCCGACGCAGGUCAGCUCAUGUUUGGCCGCUGGGGUUACGAAAUCAUCGGUGCCAUGUUCGCGCUUCAGUUGACGUUCCUGGUUAGCUCUCACACCCUCACCGGCGCCAUCGCUUUUGGCAACAUCACCAACGACGGCGCGUGCUCCAUUGUCUUUGCCGUCGUCUCCGCCAUUAUCCUGCUGAUUCUUGCCAUCCCCCCUUCCUUUGCCGAAGUCGCCAUCCUGGGAUACAUUGAUUUCGUCUCCAUCAUUCUCGCCAUCGGCAUCACCAUCAUCGCGACCGGUAUCAACAGGGGUGAGAUCACCACCGCUCCCUGGUCCGCCUGGCCCAAGGAGGGCAUCACCUUCGCCGAGGCCUUCAUCGCCAUCACCAACAUUGUCUUCGCCUAUAGCUUUGCCAUUUGCCAGUUCUCCUUCAUGGAUGAGAUGCACACCCCGACCGACUACAAGAAGUCUAUCUGGGCCCUUGGUCUGAUUGAGAUCUUCAUCUACACCUUCACUGGCGCCCUCAUCUACGCCUUUGUCGGCCAGGAUGUCAAGUCCCCUGCCCUGCUGUCCGCCGGUAACACCAUUUCCAAGAUUGCGUUCGGCGUCGCCCUGCCCGUCAUCUUCAUCUCGGGAUCCAUCAACACCACCGUCGUCGGCCGCUACAUCCACGGUCGUGUUUACAAGGACUCCAUCAUCCGCUUCAUCAACACCAAGAUGGGCUGGAUCACUUGGCUCGGUCUCAUCACCGUCAUCACCAUCAUCGCCUUCAUCAUCGCCGAAGCUAUCCCCUUCUUCUCCGAGCUUCUGUCCAUCAGCUCCUCGCUCUUCAUCUCCGGCUUUACUUUCUACUUCCCUGCCCUGAUGUGGUUCAUGCUCAUGCGCGAGGGUUCCGUCUUUGCCAAGGAGAACCUCAUGAAGACUGCGCUCAACGGCCUUGCCUUCAUCAUCGGCAUUGUUGUCCUGGUUUGCGGUACCUACGCCAGUAUUGUUGAGAUUGACCUCAAGUUCAAGACUGGAAAGAUCAGCAGCCCCUUCACCUGCGCUUCCCUCGCUUAAAUACCAAUCUCGUCGAAUUUGUAGUUUUGAUAGUGCAGAUAAUAAUACCC
Colletotrichum scovillei is the source of this 2407-nucleotide messenger RNA. RefSeq names its product transmembrane amino acid transporter. The coding region runs from base 918 to 2357 and encodes 479 amino acids. Gene Ontology annotation, biological process: amino acid transmembrane transport. Gene Ontology annotation, molecular function: amino acid transmembrane transporter activity. Lineage: Eukaryota; Fungi; Ascomycota; Sordariomycetes; Glomerellales; Glomerellaceae. The transcript has 2 exons. Gene Ontology annotation, cellular component: vacuolar membrane. The record is from RefSeq and is a predicted model, not a curated record.